Hydra vulgaris (swiftwater hydra) is the source of this 3011-nucleotide messenger RNA. RefSeq lists its product as uncharacterized. Lineage: Eukaryota; Metazoa; Cnidaria; Hydrozoa; Anthoathecata; Hydridae. The record is from RefSeq and is a predicted model, not a curated record.
AUUAAUAAUUAUAAUCUAUCUUUCCUUACAAAGAAAAAUUGACAGAGUGACACCAAUGAUUUAUGAACGAGUGACACCAGUGAUUUAUGUUUCGGGGUAGCAUGGGUUAAAUAAAUUUACUUUAAGUAAUAUUAAGUUAUAAUAUAGUAUAAGUGAUACUAUAAGUAGGUAAAUGACAAAAUCAUAUAAUGAGACUCAGACUAUAAGUUAUACUUUGAUUCUUGUUAUAUGCUUUUGACUAAAGCUUAGUUAUCAUCAUUACGUCAUUAAUUGUUGAGUUUUUUUGGGUGGAACAAAAAGAUUGUAGCAUGGGGAGAUUGUGGCAACAGCAGCCAUGACAGAUUGAAACACGUGGUACAGAUUGUAACACGUUUUUUGAGAGUGUUUAUUGUUAUCUAUCUUCAUUAAUGUCUGAAAUUGGUACAUUUAAAAGAUGUGGCAAAAGAAAAACCUGCUCUAAAUUAACAAACCAUAAAUCAAAAUGUGACGUUAAACGUACCUGUAGUCAAUCAUUUUGGAACACUUCACCUGUUCAGCAACAAUUGCUUUCAGAUAAUUUGUUACAAAAUAUUAAAGUCAUUUCCCAACUGAAUGCAGCUAAAGUAUCACAGACAAAUCAUUUGGAUGAUGAAAUUAUGACCCUAAAUAACGAUAAAAAAGUUAUUCAAAAAAGUAUUAAUGCUUCCAUAUCUGAACAGGCAGAAAUUGAAAAUGAGUUAAAAGCCUUAAACGCCCAAUAUGAAAAAGUUAAAUUACUGAUUGAACAAAAAGAAUAUGCAAAAACUAAGCGAUCAAAUAAUCCUACAACUGACUUUAUGAUUAAUGACACAGCUUGUUCAACAAAAUAUCGAAGACGGGCAGAGUCUCUAAAAAUUAUGGAGUUUAUUCAUGGAGGCAGCUACGGAGCUAUUUAUGGUGUGUGGGAUCUUUUAUGUAGUAUUACUCCAAUAAAAUUAAUGGAGCAAUUCUUUGUGAAUUACAAACGAGGAAAUUUUCUUGAAAAUUUAUAUGGAACAAUUAUAUUAAAAGUAAAGCUGGUAUAAACAAAGCAGUUUCUUUAAAAUAUGCUACUUAUUUAUCUCAACGUAAAUACAACAUGAUUUUCAAUUACAGAAAGCCACAUUUUCAGAUAUUUCAAAUAUUUCAUCUGUAAAUUCAGUUCAAUAUGGUGAUGUCAACGUUGAACUGAACAUGUCAAAUGUUUCAAAUGAAACUGUUGAAAAGUUUGUAAAGUCAUUGGACAUUGGUGAAAUCCAUCAAAUUCCAGGUUAUAGUGGAGUAUCAAGAACAGUGACAGCAUUAGUGACAAUGGUAGCUGAUAUAAAUUUAAAAGGUAAAACUCUAAACGAAAAACUUGUUUGGUUUAAUGGAAACAUUAACCAUUUCAUUGUUGAAUUUUCUGAUGAUGGAGCUCCAGAGUCUCGAGAAAAAACUAUGACAAUUGGGACUUUGUCUAUGUGGAAUUUUGGUAAACGCAUCCGCAGUAGGGAGUUUAUUUAUCCACUACAUAUGAUAACAGCUAGUGAAAAAGAUAAAGUAUGUGAGUUGUUGUGGAAGCAAAAUUCAGAAGAAAUGGAAUUAAUUGAAAGUAAUGUACUCAACAUCAAUAACAUCAAAACAAGUUUUGAAUUUGUGCCAUCAGCUGAUAUUUCAUGGUUGUGUUUUGCUGCAGAUGUUUUAACCUACAAGUGCAACAUAUAGAGUUUGAGAACAAACAAAAUGUGAAUGCUUUAGAAUCAGCAAAACACAAUGAAAAGUUAAAUUUUAUGGCAGAAAACGGUAUUCGGCAACUUGGGGAACUGCAUAUUGGCAAAUUUGCUGAUUCCAUUCGUCCAGAACCACUUCAUUUAGAAAUUAAUAAUUGGCAACACGUCCUUGACUUAAUUUAUAAAGAGUCAGUGUGUCGUGGAGUUUUUGAGCAAUUUAUAAGUUAUUUAAGUAACCCACCUAAAGAAGCAGAUGAGUUAGGUUUUGGUUUAAAGUUUCUAGCAAAGAAUAUUAGAGAACAUUAUCAAAAUGAAAGUAAACGAAUGAACAAAUUAGAAAUAAGACUGAUAGGAGCUCAAGCGGUUUCUUUAGCCCAAUACAGUUUUCGUCUUGUUGACAUUUUACAGAUCGAAAACGAAAAACAAAAGCAAUAUUCAGAAACUUAAAAGAACUGUGUUAGCUAAAAUAUGUGAAUCUUUGCGUGAUGCUGGGGUUUUGAUUAACAAGUAUAAUAUUACAUCAGAAAAUUAUUCAGCAGAUGUUGCUAAGUAUUGCGUCAGGUAUUUUAAUUUGUUUUCAUUGUUUUUUCCGGAAAGCUGCCAAAGUACUGUAUGGACAAUGGGAUAUAUUGUACCAUAUCAUGCAAAAGAUAUAUAUACUAAAUAUAAUGUUGGUUAUGGAGUUUUAACUAUGCAGGGAAAAGAAUAAAAACACUCGUCUUUAAAGCAACAACUGAAAAAUAACAGUAAUCGAUCAGUUUCUUCUGACGAACAAGGUAAAUGGCAUCAACUGAUGAGAUCUAGUUUUGUGAGAAACUUUGGUCUUCCUUAUCAUUUUCCUACGAACAUAACUUCACACUAUAUCUUAUUUUCCUAUGAACAUCACACACACUACAAAUCAAGAGUACCAGCUAACUUAGAUAGUGAAUCAAUAUGCCAUUGUUCUCGUCAACUUGUAUCUGAGCAACUUUGUGAUUGUUGCAUAUUUGCAGUUCCAUUAAUGAAAUGUGUCGAGAAAGGUGAAUUAACUGAAGAAAUUUUGGCUAUUUUAAAACCAUACCAAUGUGAUGUUUGCAAUGAACGAUUUGGUGACAACAACAAACUUUUGCAACACUUAACAUCACAUGCACAAAAUCAAAUUAUCAAUAUUAUUCCUAGAGAACUUUCUUUAAAACAGUUAAAGGAUGAAUUAACACUACGCUGUAAAAGUGCUAGUGGAAGCAAGGCGGAGUUAAUUAGGAGAUUAGAAAGUUUUUUAACUAAAUAGAUCAACCUAUAUAUACAAAUAGGUAUACGAUCAUUAUA